Protopolystoma xenopodis is the source of this 393-nucleotide messenger RNA. NCBI's taxonomy places the organism in Eukaryota, Metazoa, Platyhelminthes, Monogenea, Polystomatidea, Polystomatidae. The record is from the annotation of a GenBank genome assembly.
CGUCGGCCGGACGAUGGCAGUGAAGCGGUCUCUAUAGACUGGACGAGUCCACGCAAAGAAUCUCUCUUGGAUGAUGAGCGGGACGACUCAGACCGCGAUGGCUCUGCUUCCACUGAACUGGAGCCCGUAAGUGGCUUCUCAACGGACAGACAUGGCCCGGUGGUCUAUGUUCUGCAGGCUCGCUUCUGUCUCUGCCGACACGUAGACGAGGCUUACAUGUCAGACUGGCAGACGCUAAUCAUGGUAACCAUUUUUGAGAGUCUUGUUUACGGAGUCUUGUUCCGGCAAACAAACUUCGCUUUCCAGUCAACCUCUGAUUUUCUCCAAAAAGACGCUUCGUGCUUUAAGCCAUGCAUUAUUAUCACUUGGUACAGCACCUUGUGCUUUACGUAA